AAGUUCCAGUAGUAUUAAGCUGUUUGUGACCCAUUGUCAGUGCAUUUAUAUAUUUGGCAAUGGAGCAGUUACAUUCAUGUACUUGCUGCCUGGUGCGGCCGCCGGAAAAGGGCCUUAAGAUUAUGUAUAAACAUCUCGACAAAACAGAGGUAUAUUACGACAUGCUGAGAGACUGCUUCGAUAUUAAUCUCAGCAUGGCAAAUGAGGAGUGUGGCAUCUGCGAGGUGUGUGUGGGACGGCUGCGGGACGCAACUGACUUCAAGCAGCAAGUGCAAAGCAGCCAGACAAAGCUGCAGGCAAGGCUUAAGAAAGGGGUAAUGUCAAGUAACAAGAUAGAAAUCAAGGUGGAAAAAGCCCCUGAAGGUGAAACAAUUAUACGCGAUAUCAAGAUGGAGAAGGCUGAUGUCGAGAUAGCAGAUGACGACGAUGAGUUCGCUUUAGAUUCAGUGGCUAUACAAAACGGACCGACGACAUCUACCACUACACAGCACAACCCCAGUCCUUCAGUGUCGAAUUCGACCCUCACCGACCACGAGCAUUCCCAGUCAACUUCAACCAGCCAAUCGAAACGGCAAGCGUGUGACAUAUGCCAAAAAAAGUUCGCAGACCGAUAUCAUCUAGCCAUCCAUCGCCGCUCACACACUGGAGAAAAGCCUUUCGCAUGCAGCGUAUGCGACAAAAGAUUCAUACAAAAAGCAACCUUAAAUAUUCAUUACGCACUCCACCUGGGGAAGUUUAACUUCUCUUGCGAAGUAUGUCACGAGAGAUUCCUUCAUAAAAACCAAUACAUCUUACACAUGCGGAUACACACUGGUGAAAAACCGUUCGCCUGUGAUAUAUGCGAUAAGAAAUAUAGACAAAAAGGCGAAUUAACUAUUCAUAAAAGAAGUCAUUUCAAUACUGAUACCGUGGACAAAAAGUAUGCUUGCGACGUUUGUGGGAAACGAUUUGCACUACAAGGGAAUUUAUUUAAUCAUAAAGAACGACACGAGAAAGAGGAAAAGGCAAAGAAAGAAGGGAAACAGAAGGAUCCAAAACCAUACGAGUGUGACAUAUGUUUCAAACGGUUUUCGUUGAAAGGUAUUUUAAAAGUUCAUAAAGAAAUACACUCACAAGGACCCCCUUUAGAAUGCGAUGUGUGUCAUAAGAAAUUUCAGUUGAAGAGGUAUUUAGAAAAUCACAUAAAAGUGCACGAAGAGACGAAGGAACACGCCUGUGAAAUUUGUGGCCAACAAUUUACACACAGGGCGAGUUUUAAACGUCAUAUUAGAAAUCACACGGAAGAAAAACCCUUCGCCUGUGAAGUAUGUCAGAAGCGAUUUGAUCGCUCUGCAACUUUACGAGACCACAUGCUUAUACAUGCCGGGAUUAAGCUACACACUUGUAAAGUAUGUAAUAAAGAAUUUAGAUUAAAGUCGACACUAGACAUUCAUAUGCGACGAUUGCACACCGACGAACGACCAUAUACCUGCGAUGUGUGUCAAAAGGGGUUCCCUGAGCUAUCCGCCUUAAAAUACCAUUAUAUGUCGCAUACUGGAGAAAAGCCGUUCGGUUGUGAAAUAUGUCCAAUGAAAUUUGCUCGACGUUCUCAUCUCAAAAGACAUCUCACAAGUGUUCAUAAAGAGACACUUUCCUAAUUUGUUGUUAGCUAUUACACAAUGGGCAUUUUUUGCACGUUUCCAUUUUAGCUUACUAUAGAUAUACAGUAUAGUACCUCUAGUGGUAUCGAGACGACGCUAAUAUUUAAGUGUUAGUCCUGGGUUCAACCCAAAAUUUAAUUUUGACAACCCUAGUAAGUGGAAAGGGACAAGACAUUUAGCUUCCAAAUUUAGGUUUUGUAGAAAAUUGUGCUUGUAUUGAGCAUUUCGUCGUGUGACACGCAAAACUCUUUAAUCAUAUAAAGUAUUUGUCUUUUGUGUCGCUUAACUUCAAAACUGGGUAAAUCCAUUCUGCUAUAAGGUUUAUUAUCUUUCUGAUCAUAUUAUGUUUUUUAUAUAUUCAAUCUUAAAGCAGAAUGGUUUUACCCAGGUUUGAAGUUAAGCAACACAUUUAAUAUUUAGUAAUAAAGUUCACAAGUUUCAUCUUGUGUUAAUUCACGAGUUUUGCUUAUCACUGGACGAUGUUCACAAAUCUCAUGUUAUUUGUUAUGGCAACUAUAAUUCAAUAAAAAAUAUUGUUUGCA
Leguminivora glycinivorella is the source of this 2182-nucleotide messenger RNA. RefSeq names its product zinc finger protein ZFP2-like. The coding region runs from base 60 to 1637 and encodes 525 amino acids. Lineage: Eukaryota; Metazoa; Arthropoda; Insecta; Lepidoptera; Tortricidae. Gene Ontology annotation, cellular component: nucleus. The record is from RefSeq and is a predicted model, not a curated record. Gene Ontology annotation, molecular function: zinc ion binding. Gene Ontology annotation, biological process: regulation of cytokine production; negative regulation of transcription by RNA polymerase II; regulation of immune system process. The transcript is spliced from 5 exons.